GUCGUUUCAUUAAUUCUUCCGCCGAGCAAAUCGUUCUCUCUCUCUUCUCUUCUCUUUAGGGUUUCCUUUCUCUCUCCAUCGCAUGGCCGGCGCCGGAAUCCACCCUUACCACCAGCAGUGGCCGCCUUCAGGAGCUCCUCCUCCUCCAUCCGCAGUAUCAUCAGCUCCUCCACCACAUCCCCCUCCUUCUGUACAUCAUCAUCACCCUCCUCCCCCUGGUUUAGCUGAUCGCCCUCCUUAUGACGAGCUUAGGACAAUCUUCAUUGCUGGUCUUCCUGAUGAUGUGAAAGAGAGAGAGCUUCUGAAUCUCUUAAGAUGGUUGCCAGGUUACGAGGCUUCUCAGGUGAACUUCAAGGGAGAGAAGCCCAUGGGUUUUGCUCUUUUCUCCACUUCACAUUUUGCAUUGGCUGCUAGAGAUGCCCUUCAGCAUCUGGUGUUUGAUGCGGAGUCCAAGUCUGUGUUACAUGCAGAGAUGGCCAAGAAGAAUCUCUUUGUUAAAAGAGGAAUCGUUGGCGAUUCAAAUGCUUAUGAUCAAAGUAAGCGGCUAAGAACUGGUGGUGACUGCACACACUCUGUUUAUAGUCCGUCUCCCUUCCACCCUCCACCACCUCCCGUUUGGGGUCCACCUCAUGGCCAUGGGUAUCUGUCACCCGCAGCUCCACCAUAUGAGCCGUAUGCAGGUUACCAUGCUCCCCCUGUACCAAUGCCUCCCUCUGCACCUAUAGCAGCUCCUAGUUCUUAUGUACCUGUCCAGAAUAUUAAGGAUAACCCUCCUUGCAAUACCCUUUUUAUUGGUAAUCUCGGGGAGAAUAUAAACGAAGAAGAGUUGAGGAGCCUGUUGAGCGCGCAACCUGGUUUCAAGCAAAUGAAGGUUAUUAGACAAGAAAGGCAUACAGUUUGUUUUAUUGAAUUCGAGGAUGUGAAUAGUGCCACCAACGUUCACCGUAACUUGCAAGGUGCUGUCAUUCCAAGUUCUGGUUCAGUUGGCAUGAGGAUCCAAUAUCCUUUUUAACAAGUCACUUACUGUUGCCGUUUUCUUUUAUAUUCCAAUAUACUCGGAUACUUUUUUCUAUUUCAGUUUGUUUCUUCCUUAACCCAGUUAUACAUUUUCCAAGAAUCCAUAUGGGA
Messenger RNA from Eruca vesicaria subsp. sativa (arugula), 1128 nucleotides. The record is from the annotation of a GenBank genome assembly. NCBI's taxonomy places the organism in Eukaryota, Viridiplantae, Streptophyta, Magnoliopsida, Brassicales, Brassicaceae.